This is a messenger RNA of Triticum dicoccoides, 4472 nucleotides long. RefSeq names its product SAC3 family protein A-like. The coding region runs from base 3474 to 4097 and encodes 207 amino acids. The transcript is spliced from 9 exons. The record is from RefSeq and is a predicted model, not a curated record. Gene Ontology annotation, cellular component: nucleus. NCBI's taxonomy places the organism in Eukaryota, Viridiplantae, Streptophyta, Magnoliopsida, Poales, Poaceae.
AUGACUCGUGGCCGUGUGUGGUGUGCGUGGCUGGCAUGUGGAGGCUCUGUCCGGGCAGCGUGGUUUGCGACGUGGUACAUAGGCAGGCGGCGAAGCAUACUGGCCGGCUGUGGCGUGCCAUUCUUGGCUUCGUGCGGGAGGUUAAGGAGAUGGAAGAUUAAUAUGGGCCAAUGUGAGAGACAGAGAGAGCAAGUGGAAGACCACUUAAAUCAAAUUCUGGUGGCCAGCAUUAGCUCCAGAAUUAGUUCAGGGUAUCAAUUCUGUUCCAAUGAUUUUUUUUUGUUUUUUAGGUACCAAGUACCUAAAUAAACAUUAGCUCAGGGUAUGGAGUAAAUUGAAAGGAUUCUCGCCCGCAAUUUUUUUAAAGGAUUCUAAUACACAAUAUGCAUUCAAGUUCCUCGAGGGUAUGUCCACCUCAACUAUGGGGAGGCGCUCGAAGGGAUGAGCCCCUGCUCUGGGGAGAGAGUAGAGGGCAUGUUGGGCGCUGCUGCUGGAGGGGAUUACGACGUGGGCUUGCUGGAGCUGCUGCUGGCUAUUCCUGCUAGAGAGAGAGAGAGAGAACAGAGAAGGAGAGAUGGAUUCGAACGCCUGCUGAUCUGGUCUUGUGGAGAAAAAAGAGAGAUAUGUCAGGAAGAGAGAGAGCUGAGAGAUGCAAGAUAGAGAGAGCACAGAGGGAUGUUGAUUGCUGGACAUUCAGUUGUUUCGCUCAUUGCCAUGCCGCAAGUUUCCGACAUUGCCGUGCCUGCACAUUGUCGACUUCGUCGGAAAUCCGUGUGCACGUACUCCACCAUCUGCCGGAACUUCUUCUGACCUGAGGGCAGGGGGAGAUCCAAUACCAAGAUUUAUGAUUUGACAUGAGGUGGAACAUCGGCGAACUUUUCAAUCAGAGCAUGCAUCUGCCGUGGAUAUCUCCGUCAGAUAGGCGUACGACAGUCUCUGACGAGCUAUGCUUCCUACUUGGGAAACCAGGCUUCAGAGUUCAUACCGGCUGUCAUCAAGGCGAAUCAAGGCUUCUCGGCAAGCUGUUCGCGAUCUCGUUCCAGAAUGUAUGCAAGGUCAGCCUUUUGUAUUGCAAUUUCAUGCUUGGAUAUCCAAUACUAAGCAGGGUUUUAGGUACAUAGUGGCACUUCAGAAGAAGAAGAAGAAAAAAGACGCAGCCGCAAAUCUGAACGGCUCGAGAAGCCCGAGUGCCUACGAGAGCGCUUCAAAUAGCCCCUCCUACCGCUCGUCCGCCAGACCGCCACGGCUAAUUUUCUGAUCAGCCAAUCUCAAGUCCUCUUCCACGCUCUCCCAAGAACCCGCCACCCACACCAAGCAAAUGGAUCCUCGUCGGCGCUUAGGCCGAUCACCACCGCGCAAGAGGGAACGCCAGGCAUCGCCGGCGAACUACAGCAACCGCCAUCUCUGGCGCUCACCCCCACGGGAGCGCGACUUCGCGCCCUCCUGGACAGGCGCGCCUUCUCCUCCUGCGGCCUUCUUGGAGCGGUCGCCCUCACCUCCCCUUCCUCUCCGGCGCUACAUCGAUGACAGCCGCGAGGAGCCCUACGGCCCUCGGCCAAGAUUCGAGCCAUGGCACGUGUCCUCGCCUUCAGGACAACGGAGGGAGGCUGACAGCUUCGGCAAUGGAUUCUUGGGCCAUGACUGGCCGGAGUACAGCCGCGAGGGCAACUACGGUACGCCUAAGGGAUUCUUGGAGCUUGCUGAUUCUUUCCCGGGGCAGAGUCGUUUCGAUUGCGGCCGUGGUGAUGACUUCAGGCGACCGAACCGCUCCCUGCCGCGGUCGCCAAUGGACUGGGAUUUGCCUCGCGGGCAUUCGCCUUUCUUUGCCGACGAGGGACGCGGUCACGUGCAGUCGCGCGAUGACACGUUCGAUCGCUCCGGCCGCGGCGACGGCUUCGAGGCGGCUCCACGUCCAAGAUCCUUUGAGCGACCACAUCGCACGCCCAUGGAGCCCGGUGCCGAGUUCCCCGAGCGCUCCCAUGCCAUAAUCUUGGAGGGCAAGAGGCGAUGGACACCGUCUCCUCAGGAUCGCCGGCGGGGAGCUCUGUCCCCGGGGUCUGACGGCCAUGACCCCUGGACGCAGCGCUCCAUGGAGAGACUGGGGCAGCAGAGCUCGCCACGUGGAGACCGUGGGGGCUCGUUCCUGGAGACAGGAGACCGUGGGGAGCCCUACCCUUUGGGCCCGCCGCCUCCACACAAUCUCGGGGGCGGCAGAGGGGGCUUCCCACCACGGCGGUUCUUUCGCGGGAGGGGCGGGCUCCAGCAAACUGGGCCGCCAGGCGGCAGCGGACGCCAGCGAUCGCCUCGCCAGAGCUUGGUACUCCCUGCGCUGCGCACUGAGCCUGAAGCGUCGGGACGCAAGGCAUUUCCCCGGAAGAGAUCGGAGAAGCAAGUGGCAGGUGCUAUCAAGUCGACAGGAGUCGAGGAGCCGGAGCGUCCUUGGGAAUCUAAGCAUGAUGAUUCAAAUGGGGCGGUCAGACUCAGACCAGAAGCUGCAGAUAAUGAAGGGGCGAUCAAGCCAGAAGCUACGGUGGAUGAAGGAGAUGGGAGUGUCACCUCUGGUCUGAUUGCAGGGAUGUGCACAGAUGUACAGAAAGGCUACCUCCGUCUCACCGGGCCUCCGGAUGCAACAAAGGUAAGACUUUCAGUGAACUCUAGUUGAAUUGCUACUGGUUUGAGUGUUGUGAAAGAAGAUGCCUUGAAAUCAUAGUUCCCAGAUCCCACUUGCCGUCCAUCUUUUAUCGGACCGUGUUAUUGAUCCCAUGUUGUAGCUCAGCAUCAGUCAUUAGCCGUUUAAUAGCUGCUUGCAGAUUGCAUUGCAUUGUUAGUAUAUCUCCUGGAUAGAAAUUUUCUGCUACAGCCAAACUUGACUAAUGUCUGUCUGCUAUAUUAGAUGUUAGGAAAGAUUUUGUAGCUUCCAUCAUUUAUGUAUGACAUCUGUUUUUUGACUGUAUAUGUAUAUCAAGUGUUCAUUGACUGAUUCUUGUGCAAAUCUGGCUAUGAGCCAUUGAUUUCUGCUCUAGUAUGUCAAAUACUGUAGCUAUACAGUAACCACUACUCUGGAUUUCCUAUCUUAUUUAGUACUAUUAUUUGUGAAGUUCAACUUUCUGAAUGUCAGAGCCAAAUACUGUAGUUAUGCAGUAACCACUACUCAUGUUUCUCUGAAUUCCUUUUCUUCCUUUGAUAUACUUCUAUUUUCCUUUUGCUACUUCUAAACAGCAAUUGACCUCUUUUCCUGUCUUUCAGAUAAGACCAAAGCUUGUACUCCCUCCGUCCGGAAAUACUUGUCAUCAAAAUGGAUAAAGAGGGACGUAUCUAGAUGUAUUUUAGUUCUAGAUACAUCCCCUUUUAUCCAUUUUGAUGAUAAGUAUUUUCGGACGGAGGGAGUACUUGUAGAAGCCCUGAAGUUUCUCCAGGUCUCAAGUAAAGACUACAAUUUUAAAACAGAUCAACUCAAAUCAAUUCGUCAAGAUAUGACUAUCCAGAACAUAGAGGAUGAACUUUCUGUGCAGGUUUAUGAGUAUCAUGCAAGACUUGCGUUGUGCAAUCAAGAUAUGGCUGAACUUAACUUGUGCCUCACGAAGCUGCACUGCCUCUACGGGAAUAAGCGGAAUGGUGGCCAUCAGGGUGAAUUUGCAGCUUAUGAUAUAUUACUGUCUGCGAUUCAAGAUAAAAAUACUGAACUGAUGUCGAAACUAGGAAGGCUGUCAAGCGACCUGAAACAGCAAGAAGCCGUGAAGCAUGCCAAAGAAGUGGCACACAGUAUACAGACAAGAAAUUAUGCAUCAUUUUUCAAACUCUACAAGGUGGCUCCAAACCUCAAUGGCUACCUGAUGGGUAUCUGCUUUGAGAAGAUGAGAUUUGAAGGUUUAAAAUGCAUGGCAAAGGCCUACGCAACCAAGAUACCUGUCAAAUACAUAUCCAAAAUCUUAGGUUUUGCUGCAAUUGACGAAAGUGUCAAUUGGCUUAAAAGUCAUGGUGCUGUUUUAUCAUCCUUCGAGAAUGGGGAGAUGGCUUUACUGCCAAAGGACUCUACAGCUCUCAUCUCUACACCAGUUGUUCCUGCUGACGGUAUUCGUGCUUUCCAAGCCCGCUGAUCUGAUCCGCCGUUCGAAGUGAAGAAUCACUGAUCGAAACUCCUCUGCUCAAGAAUGGUGCUUGAUAACGCUGAAACGACGUAGCUCUUGGUGAACUCAUCACUUGUUGUAUGUCCUCCCUGAUGUUACUACAGAAACUUAGCUUGGCUCCUGUUGGUUGGCUCAGUAGCUUAGCUAGAACAGAUUGAUUUCUUUUUUCAGCUCUUGGAUCUGCCAUUGCGGCUUGCAUGUGGUUGAGCAAGAAUAUGGGUCCCCAUGUAGUAACAUUGUUCAUAUGUGAAGUAGUUGUCGUGGUAACUCGUCGUUUUAAGCGUCUGCCAGGUGAUAUUCACUUUCUUAAAAACUUGGAAAUGUUGAAUGAAGUGCUCAUUCGGG